AUGGAGGCACCUCGUGACGUACCUUCAACGCAACAAGAUCCAUUUAAUUUCACGGGGCAACAACCAGAAGAGACGGCGCACAGGUCAUUUCAAUUUACAUGUACAUUGGAAGAUCGUGAAAAACGUAAACGGGCUGCGGCAGUGCGAUGGACGUCAGCUUUUCAAGACACCGCCGUGAAGACUUCAGGAGGAAAACAUUGCACGGAGGUCCCGUCUGUAAACGAGCCACCUUCGCCGAAAAUAAAUUCAUUGCAUGUUGUUGCCGCAUCCAAUGACACCACGAAGGCCAUUGCGUCAGGAGACGGUCCACUCUCCCUUGAGAGCCUUCUCCAUGAAUCGCAGCAGCAGCUUUCGGCAUUGUUGUGGCAAAAACGUCGCUGCCGCACACUACAGGCGGCGUUGGAUGCCUCACUGGAGCGGCAGAAGGUCCUGGAAAACGCCCUUGUUGAGUCAAGUGGCGAGUCACAAGAGACGAGAGAGCAGUACCGCGCGUAUGUUGCCACGACGGCAGAGGAAUUACGUCAGACGAGGAAGUCGUUGAGGGCGAGUGAGACGGCGUUGCGGGCCAUGGAGGACGAGGUGGGUGGGCUUCGGAGGGAAAAUGAACGGCUCCGCCAGUUGCAUAAACAGGCGGAAGAGGAUCACACGGUGCGGCGCCGCCAACAAGAAAGAAUGGAGGAUCAACUGUCGUGUCUACUUGCAGAGAAGGAGCGGAUCCAGGGGGAACUGAGUACGUCCCGGGCACGCUGCCGUGAGCUGGAGACGUUGCAGACUGCGAAAGAAACAACAAUUGACGAGUCUGCAGAAAGCAACGAUGAAACGAAGAACAUGAACAAGAAAAAGAUCAUCCAUGGCAAUGACGAUAAUGGUGGCGGUGACGCUGCAAGAAGGGACGAGAUAAACACGAUUAUAACUCUGCUAGAGGACGAAUUGGACCGUCGGCAUGCGGAGAUGGGUGCCAUGAAGGAAUCCACCGAAGCAUUUCGGGAGGAGAUGCGGCAGGUGGUUGGUAUGGCAUGUAAACGGUUGACGGUAGUGAGUCAACGUGGUGCUCAACUGACGUCAGUCCUCGCAUGCGACGGUAAACAACUGCAGCGAGGGAUGGAAGAGGAUGUGGAGAAUGGAGGGGACAUGGAUUCCCUUUUCGCCACACUCGCAAUUAUUGUGCGGCGUCUGGAGCAGCAGUGGGGUUGCUUGGAGGAGAGGGUAAUGUCAAGGGAAAGUGAAUCCCAAGAAAAACAAAAGGAACUGCAGAAUCAAUUAGAUGCCAUGAAAGAGGCACAUCUGGCAGAGCUGCAGACGAUAAAGAGCACCAGGCAGGAGGCGACAGAGCGGCUACAUCAAAUGGAAAUUCGGUACACGCAGCUGCUCCGCGCUAUGGAACGACAGAGUCAAAUGGUGCUUACCGCCACCAACACCGACAUGCGAAUCAGCAGGGGAAACAAAACAUCACGCACUAAAGAAAAGCCUGGGAAUAAACAGGAGGAUGGCGACAAGAAUAGUGAUGACAGUAGCAGUAACAAUAGCAGUCAUGAGGAAUACAUAGAGGGGCGGGGCGAGGAACGCGGGAAAAGAAUGGCAUGUGAAAAAGAAAAAUUUCAAACAUAUGAGUGGCACUUUGGCAGGAAGGAGUUUAUGACAUGUGAGACGAUAUUGGAUCCUUCCCAUGAUAGAAUGGUGUAUACGUUGCUGCGGCGUACACGCCAGGCGACAAGAAACGCAAUCCGGCAACUACGCGAGGCACGUUCAAAGCAUGACACUCUUCUUAAGCUGCAGGAGGAGAAGCAACGGCAAUCGAUGGCCAUAAGUGAGGAACGCGUAAGGAAUCAAGCCAUAGUGAAGCGUUUGCAGACGUCUCUGAAGACGGCGCACGACACGGAGUCUUCUUUGAAAACGAAAAUUGCUGCGAUCAUGCGUACAGCUGAGGUAGAAAGAAAUUCUCUUGUACGGCGAGCGGAGGCUGCGGAGCGUGAUGUGCAGGCCAAGUCUAAACAGGAACGGCUGCUGCAGCGGCAAGUACGUGAGAUGCAGGAACAAUAUGAGGCGGCAAAGCAGGAGUUGACCGCGCGUGAUGAUAAGAUUGCCGAACUCAGCGCAGAGCUUGCCGAAGGUCAAAGUACGACCCGUGAGAAACAAUUUGACUUGAAUACACUACACCAUCGAUGUGAAGAUUUGGUUCGCAUGACAGAUGUUCUGGAGACCCGAGUGCGGCGUGAAAUACGGAAUCAAGACGUAUUCUAUGAACUCUUAAGGAAGCUGUGCGGCGCUGUGGCAGUCCUGACGCUGCGGUUGAGUACCGUGGCGGAGGAGCGGGAUGCUCUUUGGCGUGCCUACGAAGCGCGAGAAACCGACUGUCGGGCCGCCAUUCAAGUGCUUCAGGAGUUUAUGAAGAAGGAGGAGGAGGAAGGACAGGAAUUGGAGUUGGGUUUGCAUAAAAUUGGCCGUGUGUUACCUUCGCAUCAUGGACGCUCAUUUUAUGUCGUUGUGGCCGUUGUGAUAGCAUGUCAUCGUAUGCAGCAUCUGCUGUCUUUUCGUCACAGUAGGCGCCACGUCAUGUUUGCCGUAUACAAUGAGGAUGACAACAGCACAAACCUUAGAAACAAUGGUCGUGAUUUGAGCGGAUUUGCUCUUUCACCGUGGCACAUGCUGAAAUCCAGAAAUGUUCUUUCUCUUGUGGCGUCGGUGCCGCGUGUGUCGGCGGCUCUUCGGUGGCAAACUGGGGGAACGAGGAUGCCGUUUGUCCACCUUCCACCGCUGAAGACCCUUCUUUCUGUCAUUGCGUCUCGUGAUGGAAACGGCACUGCAGAGCAUGAAAUGAACGAUACAUUGGAGCAAAUAUUAGCCCUUGCAGAGCUGGACAACAACAUGGAGACCAAUCGAUUCUGGCUUGAAGCGCAUAUUUCACGGGGUGCGGCUUCUGCUGCUGCUGCUGCAGGUGGUGGUGGUGGUGGCGCUGCUUGGACGCGUCGUGGUUUGCCGUGCGUCAAUUCCCAGCUCAUACAUUGCCGUGGGAUGCUUGCAGAGAAACUUCAUUAUGUUUUGCACACCGUCCGUGAUGCCGCCACGGAGUUUCGGCAAAAGAUGCGUCAGAAAGACGCCUCCAUUCAAAUAGCAGAGGAGGAGAGCCACCAACUGCGCUCCAUGGUUCAGGAACGCGAAGGAAUUGCCGCAGGUUUUGCCCAGCAACUUCGCGAGUAUGAGGAACAUGUGGCGACCGCUUUUGUAGGCCGUGAUUUUUAUCAAGAGCUACAGGAUAGGUUGCGUGCGGCCCACGACGCCCUCCAGGAGGAACGUGAGGCACGGCGGAAAAUAGAAGAGGUCAAUGCCGCUCUGCGCCAAAGGGAGAUUGAGUUGACACGAAUUGUGCAGCUCUUACGGGAUGAGGUGCGGUCACUGUCUAUAGAGUUGGCGGAACAGGCUUCUCAUGAUGAUUCUCAUUGUCAGCGUAUAGAUGGCUAUUUGUCGACACUGCGCCUGUCACCAUCUCGGAGAAAAACAAUGAAUACCAGCAGAGAGAGCAAUAAGACACAGUUGUACGUCCCUCGAUCUGUGAAACUCACUUCUUUGCCGUUUACUGCUAUCUCCUCCAUGAACACACAUGAAAACACAAACAACGAAGAUGGCGGUAAGUUGGACGAGGCAGUGCGGCAAGUUCUUUCGGGCCUUGCGUCGCGGCUGGAGCAGGCUGAGGGUAACCCACUGCAGCCAUGA
Trypanosoma cruzi is the source of this 3711-nucleotide messenger RNA. RefSeq lists its product as uncharacterized. The coding region runs from base 1 to 3711 and encodes 1236 amino acids. The transcript has a single exon. Lineage: Eukaryota; Euglenozoa; Kinetoplastea; Trypanosomatida; Trypanosomatidae. The record is from RefSeq and is a predicted model, not a curated record.